AUGGAAAGUUUAUUUAGUUUAGAGUAUUUAGUUUACUAACUAAACACAAAACCAAUAGCUGGAAAUACUAAAAGUCGUAUUGAGAAGUUUUUAGAGAUUUUAGACAAACCAAAAAUUAAUUUGAAUGAAUUAAAAAAGCUAUCAAAUUUUGGAGUACCUGAUGACAUCAAGGGUUUAAGAUCUUUGGUUUGGAAGUUGCUAUUAGGGUACCUUCCUGUGGAUAGGACGAAAUGGAAUUCAACAAUCACAACAAAUAUAGAGAAUUAUGAAUAGUUUUGCAACGAUUUGAUUAAGUCGAAAUUGUAAAAGUAGAUGACUGAAUCGAGUGAAUAUGAGGAUUAAGAAAAUAAAUAAAAUUCAAAAUAAGAUCAUCCAUUAAGCAAAUCAUAAUAAUCUAUUUGGAAAAGCUUUUUCGAUGAUUAAGUAAUAUGGGAGGAAGUGGAAAAAGACACUGUAAGAACGAGAGCAGAAUUGUCUUUCUUUGUUUCUCCAACGCAAAUCCCUAAUAAAUAUCCAGUAUACUUUAGAACCUAAUGUAGAAGAGAGAGGAGAUUGGCAAAAGAUUUUGAACAUAGGCAUUAUGAUGUUCUCACAAGAAUAUUGUUUAUUUAUGCAAAAUUGAAUCCUGCAAUUAGAUAUGUGGUAUUAAAUUGUAUUUAUUCAAGCAAGGGAUGAAUGAAAUACUAGCUCCAUUGUACUAUGUGUUCUAUAGUGAUACAAAUGAUUUAUUUUUAUAAUCUGUUGAAAGUGAUGCAUUUUUCUGUUUUACAAUAUUUAUGGCUGAUGCAAAAGAAAGGUAGAAGUUUAAACUGCAUUGUUAGUUUUUUAAGAUCGCUUGAUGAUUCACAGGAUGGUAUAAAAUCAAAAAUGAAUAAUUUAAACACGUUGUUACGGAUUCACGAAAUUGAAAUAUGGGAUAAUUUAUAGAAAUAAGGAAUUCAUCCAUAAUUUUAUAGUUUAAGAUGGAUUAUGCUUUAUUUAACAUAAGAAUUUGAAUUACAUGGAGUUUUUAUAUUAUGGGAUAGUCUUUUGAGCCAUUCUAAUAGAAAUGAAUACUUACUUUAUUUGUGUCUGAGCAUAAUAAAAGAAUUAAAACAUUCUUUGUUAGGCGAUGAUUUUACAGACAUUAUGGAGGGACUCUAAUAGGUAGGAAAAAUUGAGGUCGAAAAAAUUCUGUAAGUUGCAUCCCAAAUUUAUCAACACAAUUGA
Molecule: messenger RNA, 1209 nt
Organism: Paramecium octaurelia
Lineage: Eukaryota; Ciliophora; Oligohymenophorea; Peniculida; Parameciidae
Source: the annotation of a GenBank genome assembly